Molecule: messenger RNA, 485 nt
Organism: Durio zibethinus
Lineage: Eukaryota; Viridiplantae; Streptophyta; Magnoliopsida; Malvales; Malvaceae
Source: RefSeq, a predicted model, not a curated record
AAUAAAUUGCAUACCCAAAAAAAAAGAAAAAUACUAAGAUGGCUAGGAUUCCUUACAAGCAUCCGCUUCUUCUUGUUACUUUUUUCCUCUUUUUCUUCGUCUCUACAACUGCUAGAGCACGAAAUAUUCCGGUGGCCAAGGAAACUCAGAAAGUCCAUGGUGCUCAGGUGCUUACAGCAAAAGAAGAUGGAGCACCCAACAUUAAUGUUGAUGAAUUAGUAACGAUGGACUACACUCCAGCAACAAGGAAGCCUCCAGUCCAUAACUGAUUACCAAAAUUUUGUAAAACAAGCACUAGUUAGAAUUUAGUCUUUUUUUUUUUUCCUUAAUCCUACUUUUAUAUUUGAGUGCCUACAUUUAUACAUAGUUGGAAGGAUAAAGCAAUGAAAGAAAUGAUUUACAAAUAUCAUCAGAAACAAGGAUUGGUAUAUAUGUUUAUAUCUAUGCACAUACUCUCUAGGGUUCAUGCAAUUUCUAGUAAAUAA